UCUUCUUCGUAAGUUUGUAAACAAAAUAGGUCUUCUGGUCAUACAAGAACAAACUAAUAAAUUGAAGUACAUGAGUAUUCCUGAAAAAUAGUCACCUGAUGCUUGUUAGGUAAACAACAUAAGGAAAAUUAGAAUACCAUGGCUGAAACCAUCAACCUGUUCCUUCUGGUGAGAUUUUAGGCAGGAAUAUGGAUUUCUGAACCGUUGAUGAAGCCUCGUCCUUCGACGAAGUAAGCAGCCUUUCCCUCAUUUCGUGCCAUCUUUGGCCACAACUUGUUCCUUCUUUCUAUGUCCUCCGGGCUGAGAUGCUCGGCGAAACGCAUACCAUGGCUCUGAAGGAAGGCGUUCCUCCUAGCAGCUUUCCAGACAGCAUCCCUGUAGAAUCUGGCAGUGAAGAGGAUGAUGAUACCCAUUGUUCUUGAAUCGUUUUGCUGUUGCUUCUUGCCGAGGCGAUGCACAACGUCGAUGGUAUCACCAACUUUGUUCUUCUCUGCAGGCAUAACGUCUUGGCAGAUGCGGAUAGCCUCUCCUCGCACAUCUUCAUUCUCCACCUCUGACAAGCCGUAAUCUUCAUUCUCCACCUCUGACAAGCCGUAGUCUCAGGUUCCAUCUUCUUGUGUAUUGUUCCAGAUCAGUGAGACGUCUAUGGUACAUUGUUAUUCUUUUCCACUUUAGCCACUCCCGGUUUCACAUCCUUGAUUUCACCGCAUGCAAACCCCACAGUCUUUUUCAAGCCUUCGAUAAGCAUGUCGUUCGCGCCUACCAUUUUCUCAAUGGCGUCAGACCUGGAGUUGAGGAGUAAGGAGAGGGUAUCUACGAUGUCAGAGUUCAUGUUGGGUUUUUCGGAGGGUGGAGGUUUGCACGGAGUAACCUGUAAAGAGGGGAAUUCGUCAUCUUCAACAGCAUUCGAAAGCAUGAUAUUAUCCAUAAGCCAAGCGUAGUUAUGGCAGUUGUCUAUAAGCAUGUUUCUCUCUUGUUGAUUAGCAAUAGAACGGCUAACUUCUUCCUUUCUAUUUUUGUCACGACUUUGCAUUGACAUGCCGAAAUAAAUUAUCCAAUUAUUAUUCCAGUAACAGGAAAGGUCACCAUUUUCGCUUCUAGACCGGACGCUGACCCCUUCAUAGAAGCUAGUGACGUCCCGUGUACUUUGGUCAUGGCUAGACGGUAUCCAGCUUUUGUCAAAUCAAUGUAUUUAAGCUAACCCUAACCCUUUUUAUUAACCUUAACCCACUUCUCCUAACCUGCUGCGUAAAUUCUAACCUGCUACGACCGUGUACUUAUUAUACUUAAGAGGAGCUUUGUGUCACAUGAAAACAAUUCCUCCAUGAAACCACAAAUAACACUAAUCUAACGUUAGGUGGUUUCAUUUUUAUGAUUUGAGAAAUAUGAAGAAAAUGUAAAAAGGGUUUUCUGAUAUCAAAGGGAUUGUUUUAAUUUAAAAUCAGUGCAUUUUAUGAAUCUAGGAAACAAAUCUAUGGGUGUCUAAGAAGAGUGAUAGCCUUUGUUUCAGGGGGAUAUUAUAUGCAGUCGGACAUCAACAAGCAUGGAUGGAAACGGAGAGCUAGCUCCACGUAUCUGAAAUCUGUCACGUUUCACACUUCUAAUCAAAGCUGGUCAACAAGAGUUGCUUUGAAAUGGAGCCACAACCCAAACGCAGAAAAGAAUAUGAGUGUGACAUCGACUCCUGGGUUGCUUACCCUGUGCUGUCCAACGAGCAGUCACAAGACAUUGAGCUAAUCGAGGCCUUUGCAGCUCCCAUCAUCAACAAGAAAGAAACCUCUCGUUUGAUCAAGGAGUUGGCCAAAGUAUACCCAUUACCUGGACUUCAGCACAUCAAGAGAGUACGUUCAUGCAAGGAUAAGGGCAGCCCUCACCCUCUGGAGGUCAUUGUAUGCCUUGCCAGUGAUGGACCAGUCAUUGACCACAGUAAGGAGCUGCACAUAUCUGAUCUGUCGUCAUCUGGUAGAUUAAACUGUGAAGGUCUAGGAUACCCUUUCCUGAUCAAGAUACCAGCAUGCCCUCCUUUGACCAGACCGCAGUUUGAGCAGGCCAGCAAACACUGGCCCACCUCCUUUCACGAGGACAAACAGGUGACUGUGGCCCUGAGGGGCCAGCUGUUCACCUCCUCUCAGAAAUCAAAGAUGCAGGAGUACAUGAUGGCUGCUGUGGCUGCAGCCAGAGCGGGGCAGGAGAGUGGCAUGGAGGCUGUGGGGGCUGCGGUCGUUGACCCAGAGGCAGAGAGGAUCCUCGCUGUGGGACAUGACUGCCAGCAAGGCGGUCACCCACUUCAUCACGCCAUCAUGGUCUGCAUUGACCUUGUGGCACGUGGGCAGGGGGGUGGGGCCUACACCUAUGACAAGUACCCCGCCUGCCAGUCUGUUUUGCCCUAUUCCUCACCCUCUCAAAAACAGGGCGCCACCACCAUGACAACCUGUGGGGUCGUGCAGGACGGGGACAGUGCAGAGGAGAGAGUUGAGCCAUACAUCUGCACCGGGUACGACCUGUAUGUUACUCGAGAGCCUUGUGUUAUGUGUGCCAUGGCGCUAGUCCAUUCUAGGAUAGGCAGAGUCUUCUAUGGGACAGCCUCUACCGAUGGGGCAUUUGGGACUAAAUAUAAAAUCCACGCUCAAAAAGAUCUGAAUCACCGCUUUGAAGUUUUCAAAGGAGUCUUGGACCAACAGUGUGAAGACCUUAACAGGCCUAUACACUAUAUCAAAAUGAAUUCUUAAAGGUUCACAUAAUUGUUACAGGAACGCUAGACCAUUAUAAACGGAUUAAUCUUGUGUCAGACUACUAGGCACACGCGGUUGAUGAACGAGACUAGAUCAACGUGUGAAUUACAAGUAACAUUUUACUUCUGGAAGAUUUUGAAUUACAUAACCACAUUUUAAUGUUUUACUUUGUUACUGUGUAAAAUUCAAUGCAAUAAAGUUUUGGCUACUGUGA
Molecule: messenger RNA, 2946 nt
Organism: Oncorhynchus tshawytscha (Chinook salmon)
Lineage: Eukaryota; Metazoa; Chordata; Actinopteri; Salmoniformes; Salmonidae
Product: adenosine deaminase tRNA specific 3
Exons: 2
Coding region: 1635-2729 (364 amino acids)
Cellular component (GO): nucleus; cytoplasm
Molecular function (GO): tRNA-specific adenosine-34 deaminase activity
Source: RefSeq, a predicted model, not a curated record